Molecule: messenger RNA, 1881 nt
Organism: Branchiostoma belcheri (Belcher's lancelet)
Lineage: Eukaryota; Metazoa; Chordata; Leptocardii; Amphioxiformes; Branchiostomatidae
Exons: 5
Coding region: 412-1197 (261 amino acids)
Biological process (GO): detection of calcium ion; potassium ion transport
Cellular component (GO): membrane; voltage-gated potassium channel complex
Molecular function (GO): calcium-activated potassium channel activity; potassium channel regulator activity
Source: RefSeq, a predicted model, not a curated record
UUUAAGAUUAAGAGGCAUACCUGAAAAUAGGUGGUGCGAGUAUCCGGCCAAAUAUUGUUAUCACAACACUACAGCAGAACGCCAAAAUUCUUUACCGAUUCUGGGUGCAAAAUGUAUUUCAAAGGGACCUAUAUGUACGCAUCAAUGUUCUUCUUAAACUUUAGAUAGUGUUGUGUUGUCCGCCUUCUUCAGCCAGUCGAGAGUAGAAUAGGCGCCUGUAUGUACCUAUUGUAACCUGAUCUCACACGAGCCCAGGCCUCGCCCUGCAGCCAUGCAGCCAUGGUAACAGGUGUCGUCAUCAGGCAGGUCAUACGCAGCUGCUGACGGUGACUAACACCAGUCGGUGCGACGAAACGGCGAAGUUCAGUCGUCUUCUUACCUGUUCCUGUGCCUUCGGAAGAACGUGGCAAGAUGCAUGAUGAUCGCAAAAGGCAGGAUGCAGUGAAACAGGCUGGCGGGUGCUGCAUUUGGGCUAUACUUGCCGGGUCUUUUGCGGCAUGUUGCGCGACGGGACUCAUCGUCUGUGGGGUCGUAAUCACCAAACCGGUCGUGGAGACAAAGUCUCUGGAGUUCCAGGAGACAACUUGUACCACAAACCAAAGUUAUCUUACAGGGAGAAGAAUUGGCUGUGGCUGUGGUAAGAGCUGCCAGUCUACCUACCCCUGUCUGCGCAUGACUGUGACGUAUGUUGUAAACAACGGCACCGUCGACGGUGUACUUUUCGACACUGAGCAAAGGCUGAACAACAAUGGAGGCUCCGCCGAGAUUGAACAGUGUGUGACGGCACCGUGCCAGAGAGAUGCGGGGCAAAACGAUAGAGAUGUCCUGAAUUUCAACGACACCUAUGCUCCUGGGACGUCCUACACAUGCCUGUACCAUCCAGACAGGCCAGGGAAUGCUGUGCUGACUCGGCUCUUCACGUGGGACGCCAUGUUCCACUCCAUGCUGUGGACCAGCAUCUUCACUUUCCUCUCCGCCCUCCUCUUCUUCUACUUCCUCUACAAAUGUAGGGAGGCACACAACAAGGUAGCCUCCAUACCGGUCACAAUCCCUCCCCGAGCUCCAGGCGCACAGCCCGGGUACUUCUUACCGCAGCCCCCGGCGUAUUCGGAAGGUGGUCAGUCAAUGGGGAUGCAACCCCCGACCCAAAACCUGUACUCCAAUGAUACAAAGACUGGAUAUUAUAGCUACAACUGAGUCGAACAGCUAGGUCGAUCCUGUGGAAACCGUUUCGUUGGCCCUAGAAAGGACCGAGUGGUUUGGACCAGCCCUAAAAAUACAAAUAUAUUUACUUUCUUACUCAGUGUAUAAUCAAGCAAGUCAGACUACUUUUAUAAAGGAACAGGCACACAAGAUGUAUGUGUGUCCGUGCCUGUGUAUGAACAUCUUGAUAUUUUUAAAUCUUCUUAGCGUUCUAGUGCAGGAUACGUUCUUUAUGCUCAGCAUAGUGCACAUAGUGCCAUGGUGAUGUAUAUUAUAUAUACAACUGACUGUCAUGUGCAUCACUUCCAAAACGCAAACAGAUGAGCCGUGUGACAGGCUCUUUAUACUGCCAAACAAACUUUAUUUCCAGCUGUAGAACUGUGGAACAGAUUACCUACACUGUUGUAAACAGAUGACAACAGAAUCUUAAAUAUGAAGUCGACAAUGUCUUCGUUAGAACACUGCCAAUGUCCUGUUCUCUAUGAACUGCUGCUAAUGUUGUGUGAAGAAUGUUAUAGAAACAAGAUGACCAAUGAUUCAUAUCACCAUCUCAUGUACGUACUUUUAUGGUUUUCACCCUGUAAGUUAGAACCAUAAUGUAUUUGUAACGUUUCAUACUGUAUAUUUGUGUUGGGUGUUGUGUUUUUCACCCUUUUACCUUUGUAAACUUCAUUCGUC